This is a messenger RNA of Rangifer tarandus platyrhynchus (Svalbard reindeer), 333 nucleotides long. Lineage: Eukaryota; Metazoa; Chordata; Mammalia; Artiodactyla; Cervidae. The record is from the annotation of a GenBank genome assembly.
AUGUGGUUUCAAGGCACAAAAAUACAGAGGACCUCGCCACUGUCAAACGUCGAGGGCGGAUUGGGGGGAACCCAGCCACCACUUGAUGAGGAAGCCAAGCAGGCCAUGUGGAAAGACCACAUACAGGUGUUUCUGCCAACUGCCCCAGCCAAAGUGCCAGCCGACAGCCAGCAUCAACCGCCAAACAGGCAGAUGAAUGAGCCUUCAGAUAUUUGCAGCCCUGAGUGUGGAGUCUUCUGGCUGAGACCCAGACAUCGCAGAGUAGAGACAAACCAACCGCUGUGUGCUCAUUCUGAAUUCCUGGCCCAUAGAAGCCAUGAGUAUAAUAAAUGA